AUGUCUUCAUUGAUUGUCAAUGGGCGAUACCCUCCUGUCAACGGCUCUACCCUAAACGAUGUAACCUCUGAAGAACGCUCAAGCGCCAUCGACUUCGUCAACCGCCACAACUUUGUAUUCGAGGAAUUUGACCAUGCCAAAAUGAUUGACACCUUCCUCCCAAGUGCUACUGUUUACCACAGCCAUGGUACCAUCAGUGAGCACCAGCAGAUGAAGGAAUUCUUCGAGAAAAUGUACGGAUUCUUUAUUCCAGGGAUCUCCCGCAGUGCCACAAACCACAUCGUUGAUCGUGAUGAAGAUGGAGGUGUGAUUGUGCGGUAUCAAGAGACCCUUAUCCGUUAUGGCUGGCCGGGCGAUGACACGGCUGGAUUCACUCGAAAGGAUGUGGUUAGGGAGAAUGGAUUGCCCGCCAUAUGGUGGAUUGGGACCAUCAUCGAUCGGCUUCGAAUGACAUCCGACGGCUGGAAGAUUUUUGAGCGAUAUCUUGGAACGCCUUUCAGGAAUGGCGCUCUUGAUCUUGAUCGUGCCCCUACGAAAAUAUCAUCAGUGUGACUGCUCUGCACAUGGAAGAUUUUAACUCUGAUAUCAAUAUUGGUAACUACCGAUCCCUGAGUUCUGCAGAUUGUUCUGAAAGUG
Aspergillus vadensis CBS 113365 is the source of this 636-nucleotide messenger RNA. RefSeq lists its product as uncharacterized. The record is from RefSeq and is a predicted model, not a curated record. The transcript has a single exon. NCBI's taxonomy places the organism in Eukaryota, Fungi, Ascomycota, Eurotiomycetes, Eurotiales, Aspergillaceae. Bases 1 to 552 code for a protein of 183 amino acids.